AAUCCAGCAUCUUGGAAACCUGGGAGAUCCUCAGCAGCCACACCGACGCUGGAGGGGGCGUGGAGACGCGAGCGCGUUUAGAAGCUUCGCGAGACAAAUCAAAGCCCCUUGCAGCUGGAAAUUUAGAGCCAGCCCUUAAUUUCUUCUUCGGCUUCUUCUUGGCACACCCUUCCUACCCCCCUCCCCUUUCCCACCCGAAAAAGAGAGAGAUGCGUGCGGCAGGCUUGAGAAAGAGCUAUUGAGUCUGGCAGCAGACCUGAAUAGCAUCUCUACUCACGAUUUGGAUGCGGCGUUUACUUGCCGGCUUUGGAUUAGAGCCGCUCGGGUAGCGACCGAGCAAUAAAGAAGCCAUUGCGCUUCUCUUCCCUUGCCUCCGCGCUCCCUCCAGUUUGAAGGGCGGGGGACCACGGGAGGGUUGCGGGGAAAGUUGCAACUCGCUUGGGGCAGGGAGGUGGGGUGGGAAGGGAACGCGGGGCGAUGCCUUCUGAGCCAGUGCUGCUGCAGCAGCCGGGGAGAGAGGUCUUGUCUGUGGCCAGGAGGGGCAGAGCCCUUUGGGCAGCAGCACUAGUCGGGUCCGACUGAAAUAGGAGGAGGAGGAGGAGGAGGAAGAGGAAGAAGAAGCGGCAUCAUGAAGUCUUUACUUCUCUGGGCCCCGGCGGAGCUUCUAGUCUGGGGGUCUUUAUUCAUCUGCAUUGCUGUAUCAGAAGACACCAGUACUGAAGGCCUGAGUUCAACUUCUUUAGUUGACUUUUCAGCCACAUCCCAUUUAGAAUCUCUGGAUUCCAGUGAGCAGAACAACUUGGAGGUAUCUGAGUCAGACCUUGUCCCCAGUGCCCUGCAAGCUGCUCCUGGCUCAGGCUUUUCCAGUGAGGAAAAUGAAGAUUCUAAGGUCCUUCAAUCCCAGUAUAUUUGGGAUGAUGGUGGAGACAUCAAUGACUCCAGCUUGUAUGUGGGGCCAGCAUCAGAUUACAGUUUUCCACUUGCCUCCCAGAAAGCCUUGCCUAAAGAAAAUGGAGCACAUGUCAGAGAACCUCAAGAAGGCCCCACUUUCCAUCAUUCCUCAGAUCUUAUCAAGCCUGACUCUCAAGCACCUUCCACCAGCAUCCUAGAGGAAGAGGAAGGAUUGCUUCCUAUCAACCAGUCAAAGGGAGCUUCUCAGAGCAGCCAAAUAGAGAAAGUUACUUUUUCUGAAGCACCUGGGCAGGAUUCAUUGUUUUCUAUCCUCUUUUCCACAGUAGCUAGCAGAACAGAUCCAGUAACUGAUGUGGUUACAGAAAAACAAGAGGAAGAAUCUGUUCCUGAGCAUGCUUCCUCUGGUUUUGACUUAGGGAGCAGCAUGGGACCUAGUGUCUUGCCCCUUUCCCCCAUUUUAACAGCCACUACAAAAGGACCCCAGCCUGUGUCAGAGGGCCCUUUCAAAUUUACUUCAGAAAGUGCAGUAUUUACAGUGGGAACAGAAGGGGAGGUGGUAAAGACUCUAACAACUAUAGCUACAGUGGGAUCUGAAGUGGACACCACAAUAAGUAGGGAAAGCCCAAACCCCUUAACUGGAAUCAGACAGGCCAUUUCCAUAGCAGAGACAGAGGCCAUAGAGACCACAGAAAUGGCUGAAGUGGAGCAGACAGGGGAAGAUCUUCUAAUAACAGGAUCUCAUGGGGACAGCACACAAGUAACUGACACCAUUUCCAGGACUCCUAACAGCCCAUCAAGCCCCAGCUCUUCAGUGGGUUUCUGGGACUGGACUGAUGAGCCUGCUCCUACCUCCACCCCCAUUCACAAUAUUACAAAGCUUGCAGUUACAGCAACUGCUGUGACAGAACCCAGCUUUGCACCACAAACCGGAGAUGUCCGCAUGGCUGGGCUUCCCACAGGAGUGCCCUGGAGUCUGACACAGGUUACCUGUAAGGACUGGAGCAAUCUGGCAAGCAAAAACUACAUAAUCCUGAAUAUGUCAGACAACAUCGACUGUGAGGAGUUCCGCAUGGAGAGAGGCCUCCAGUUGCUGGCACUGGUGGAGGAUGCUUUCUCCAGGUAUGAAAAUGGAUUCCAGGCCCAGUGGUUGAUCUCCCUAAGCAAACCCAAUGAGAACGACAAACAUCUGCUGAUGACUUUGGCAGGAGAACAUGGGGUUGUUCCAACAAAUGAUGUUCUCCUGGCGCUAGGUGGCAUACGUAGGAGCCUAACUGAGAUUGGAAUCCAGAACUAUACAACUACAUCAAGUUGCCAGUCGCGUCCUAGCCAAAGCCACAGUGAUUAUGGGAAGCUCUUUGUGGUGUUAGUCAUUAUUGGCUCCAUCUGUGUUAUCAUCAUUAUAAUGGGACUGAUCUACAACUGCUGGCAGAGGCGCCUUCCCAAGAUGAAGAAUAUGUCACAUGGUGAAGAGUUACGAUUUGUUGAGAAUGGAUGCCAUGACAAUCCCACCUUGGAUGUAGCCAGUGAUAGCCAAUCAGAAAUGCAAGAAAAGAAGCCAAGUGUAAAUGGUGGUGGAGCCGUUAAUGGACCAGAGAGCUGGAAUGUUCUCAUCAACAAGCGGGCGGGUGAAGAGGGAGAGGUAUUUGAGGAGGAUACACACCUUUAAAAGAGAAGACCACAUACCUGAAUACACUCCUUCUUGACUUAUGGGCCAUAUGGUGAGGGUGGCUCCUCAGGAAAUUAUUUUUCAGGUUUGGAAUAGAUCUGCCCAUCAUGGUCCUGAGGCACCAUCACAGUCCUGGAGCCAGAAGGGUAACCCUGUGCAGAGGGAUGGGGGGUGGGGAGUGUUUGUGUGUUGCUGUCAGUAGCGCCAAUGCUUUAAUUACUUUUAAAUGCACUCGCUCUAGUUCUUUGGUAGAAGUGGAGAAUGGCCAGGUCUGGAAAAUGAAUGGUAAUCAAUGCUUAUUGUUGCAAUAUUGAAGUUUACUACAAUAUUCAUCAUGGAGACAGUAGGCCAGUUUCAUACAGUAAGAGCUCUGUUCACAAUCUGUCUCAGGUGCAAUAGAAGUAAUGUGGUAAAACUCUGCAUAUUUCUUACCUAAGCUUGUGGUGUGGUUUAUUAAGACAGUCUUGCAAUUUGGCACCCAUUCUGUUGGCCAGUAUGAGAAACUGAACCUUACAGUGAGUGGCUUGAUGGACUUUCUACUCAAGCUGCCACGUGGAACAUAAAUAUGACUGAGCAAAUGUAUCUUUUUGUGGGCUGAGAUUUUUUUUAAACUUCUCUGUAAGGUUGUGUUUAGGCAAGCAAAUAUAUUGUAUACAGGUACCAGAUAUUUAAUAGUGUCCUAAUUCCAGUUACUAAAUGAUAGGUUGCAUUAUCCCCUUACCUUUGCAGUAGAAGCUCCUUUUGAGGAUCUAAAACUCUUCAUGGAAAUAGCAUAAUUUGACCUGGCCCUGAACUGAUCUAGGCUGGUUGGUCUGAAUUGAGAGGACUGCUUUCCUAAUAAAGAAUGAAUUUCUGAUAUCACCUGAAUAAGACCUCCUGAACACCUAGAGAAGUCUAGAUAGGGGGAAAAAAUGAGCCUGGAAGGUCAUGGUCAUUUCAGUUACUGUACUUAUUAUAACAGUAAGAGUGAUUACUGCUUCUAAUCUUGAAUGAAUCAGAUGGAAAACCCCACACCUGUUUGUGUACCUGUAAAUUUUGAUUUAACUCCAGCUUGCUAGAGUUAGUAUAUUGUUUAGCUCCUUAAUACACUUGAGAUCAGAUUUAGAUCCUUGAGCUCCCUUAUUAAUGCUUUUUUGACAUGACUUGGACAAGCCAAAAUUUUCCAGGCUUCUCUGGAGGCUAUUUAUUAAGAAGCACUUACAUAUACAGAAUAUUCAGUUCUGCUGAUUGGUCUGAGAUAGUUUCCCCAGAAUGCUACCCCAUCACACACAUCCCAUGGUUUGUGUCACUUUGAAAAACAAGAACACUUGCUUAAUGAUUGCAUAUCUAGCUGAACUGUAAGUUCCCAUUAAUACUUGCUUUUGAAGAGAAUCAUUACACAUAAAAGAUUUGUGUAUAAUUAAUAAGGACUGACAGUGAGUUGUAACUAAAAUCUGUUGGCAUCUAAUCUGUAGCUCACUCUGAGCACUGAAAUCUGAUCUCCACAAGACACAAAGCAAUCUUGUCAGCACAGUUUAAUUUCAUAUAUAAAUAUAGAAGUACUGCAUAAAUGUCACCUUUAGACAGUGUUGUAAAGACAUGUGUUUUUUUUUUAAAUUGCACUUAUGUAAAGUAAAUAAUUUCCUAGCAAAAUUUCAGUUGCUUUAGUCAACUUAUAUGAACAUUUCAGGAUCGCAUUUUCCUUCCUAUGGGGAAACAUAGGCCAUUUGAACUAUCCCUGAUAUAUGCUAUUUUUCCACAACCUUCCUUGUUCAUUUGCUUUAUUGAGUGAAGCUUACUCCAUUCCUGCUUUUUUCAUCUGUAUAGGUUAUGGGGAGCUGUUAGUCUCAAUCUUCUUUGCAGUAGUUCUUUACUUGCUUAGUUUUUUAAAAAUGCAGCCAUAUUCCAUUUCCAUCAUUCUGUUUAUCUCCUAACUUUGUUUUAGUAUUCAGUUUGAUUAUUAAUUGCUCCAUUACCAAAUCAUUAUAUAGAAUGUGUGUUGCUACUAUGCAACAAAUAGCCUUUCAUCUUUGGGUAGAACAUGGACAUUGAAAUGACCCUGUUCUAUAUUAAUUAUGGAGGCAGAAUGUACAAUUAAGCAAAAGGAUAAAAUUAUGGGAAGGGGGGUAGCCUAGCAGUAAAGCAUCUGCUUUGCAUGCAGAAGGUCCAGGUUCAGUCCCCUCUUUCACCAGGUAGGGCUUGGAAAGGCCUGAAAGAGUGCUGUCAGUGAGUGCCAACAGUACUGGCCACAUCAACCAGUGGUCUGACACUGUAUAAGGCAGCGUCGAUGUUCCUAUUUUUCAUGGACAUAUCUUGUACAUACACAAACUUUCACAGUGAAAAAGACACUAACUCCAGUUUGUAUUCCAUAUAACGAAUAAAUCAGAUACAGGAAACUUACUCAUAAUGCUUUCAAGGCUGCCAGUGAAUGUUAAAGUGGCCAAAGUAAGUCUGUAUAAAUAUAAUUCACCCAAAAGAUAAUAGGGUGUCAUUUUUUAAUUCUCAAAUUUGCUCCUUCACAUAGCCUUUUCUGUGCUUAACCUGUGGCCUUUCUUGUUCAUCUUGCAGACGAGUGGGGAAUCAAAAUAAGCAUCAGUGCAAAUGCUGUGUGGCUUUGCGGAUUGAAUAUACUGAAGUUAGGAUCAAAUAAGGCUCUUGAAUAAGGUAGAGGCAGUGGAAAUAAACUAUACUUCUGUAUCCCCAACUAUUAAUAACUAAUUGACUGCAUUUCCAGAGCUCUCUCCUUUCUUUUUAUUUCUUUCUCUCUUGUGGACUUUGUACUUCUGGUAAAUCAUUCUGUUCUUUCUUGGAGAGUCCUUUGUCAUCACACAGACAUCACUUUGCAUCCUCCUCUCGUUUCUCUAGUUUGCAGCUGUGUUUGCCUUUAGGAUUAGAAUGCACCCAUUUUAUGAAUGCCAAAUUGGAAUCUCACUGACCCAAACCUACUUGCAUGCGUCAUAGUGUUCUACUACUAUUAUAAUGCUCAGAAAUAGAAUUCAUUUCACACUUCUAAGCCAGAGCAUGUUUAGGGACAAGGGCGGGUGGGCAGGCCUCAUAUAUACAUAUAUAUACACACACACACAUACUUUCUAGAAGCUUUUGUGUCCACAUAGUUGCUGUAUAUUUCAUUAAAAGUUAGGGCCAUUAUUCACAAAAUGGCCACCACAGGCACUUUGGUUUAAAUUACGCCUGAUGGUGGAUGUUCAUGAGGGAUCAUCUUCAUGUCAUGCUAAUAUAUAUUUAUUUGUGAAAAACUGUGAUGGCAUGGCAUAAAUCUCCUGAUCUAUGUUCAAUUGCUUCAUGCAGACAACUUGACAAGUGAAGACAAUUAUUACAAGAGGAGAUUUAAAGUGGUUUUCAUAUGGUUGCCAUUGGGUGUGCUCCAACUUGCUUUAGUAAUACAAUGUGUUGGCUAUUUAAUUCAGAACUUUCUAAUAACGUUACAUGCACAGCAGUAAAACCAUCCUGACUACCAUAUCCUUUAAUUAAUUUGGAUUAAGUUAUAGUUAUAGCAUUAAAUAAUUUAUUGAUAAUGUACUGGCUUCUCUAACUCAAGUUUAUACACCAACAAAACACAGAGAUGGCAAGGGAGAAAGUGAGCAGUUUAUAAAAUAAAGUACAGUUUAUAGAUUAUACACAUGGACAGAUUAACCCUAAUCAUUAAACCGUUAAGACUGUUUAUCACAUGAAAAAACCAUUGUGUGAUGAUGAUUCCCAGACAUUUUCAGUGGUGAUAUUUGUAUUUAACAAUAAUGUGUGUGCAUGGUUGUUAACUGACCAUCUGGAGAUGCAUCUUCAAGGAAGCCAUUUUUCACAAAAUAGAUUCUCAUGUCUUAAAUUCUUAACUGUCAUAUUAGUAAACAGGUUUUGUGCUUAUUCUGCUUUUUUAAAAAUUUAACAUCUGACCAUGUAAUAGCCAAAUCAAUUUCUUCUAAAUAGGCAGGCAGAUGAAAGGAAAUUAAAGGGGUCUUUAGCAACCAGUACAAUCAAUCUUUGAAAACCUUUGUCUUGAAUGAACAAGAAAUUUUGGGUAUGAUCAAAUCAAUGUUUUAUCUUAUGUCUCUUUAUUUGUCUAUCUAUACUUUGAAUGAAAAUUGAAAAAUUGAUUGGAGAUCUGUUACACUUGUGUAGUUUUUAAAAAACUGUGUUGUUGUUAAUUUGAUCAAUAAGAAUUAGCAUUAAGGGUACUUCCAGAUGAGGUUUUUGUCAUAAAACCACUGUCAGUGAUUCAUAGAAUUCUAUAGAAGGUCCAGAUGACAUUAGAUUCCUUUGAUAACCAGCCUCUGUUUUCCUACCAUUCAGGUUUUUUUCUUUCCACAAAAUAUAUAUAUUAAGGAUGAAAAGAGAAAAUAGCUGUACAAUUUAUUUUGACUGGUAGAUCUAUGAGCUUUCCAGCUGGAAGCACCCCCUGUCUAAAUUAUCAACCUUGCAAGCACUGAAGGGACACAAUUUUCUCUCUGGCAAAAUGCAUUUAUGAGGCCAUCUUUGCCAUAUAUGUUGAGGUACACUGACCUCUGGUGGUACCUGUGAAGAACAGGCUCAUGGAAAACUAAUGGAUUUGUCCCUCAUUACCACCACCCUGCAUAGCCCCCUAAAAAUACCAUGGUUUAAAUACCAACAGUUAAUUGACAAAAAUUGAUCAUUUUGUAGUGUUUAUCAUUUUAAAGCCACUUGCAGAAGAAAAGUAAUGGAAUAAAAGACAAGGUAGGGACUGGAUUCUGCCAGUGUAUGGGAAAGCUGUUUUGUUAUUAUCAGGGAAGUCUACUUGUUUGAAAACUAGGUUGCUGAGUUUAGCAGUAUAUUGUUCCUGGCAAGUUGUAUCCAACAGUGAAAUAAAUAUAGAAUCAGUACAUUUCUGGAAUGAAUAAAUAAAUGUGGAAAAAUACAUUUCUGGUGGAUAGGGGCUUCAGUAAUGAAAGAAGAAGGGAAAAAACUGGUGCUUUGAGAAUAGGAAAGAUCAAGUAUAUUCCAAGUGAAUGGAAGAAAACAGAAUAACACUUCUGAAGUAUGACUUGUGGGUAAUGUGAUGAUAGAGUUGGAAUAGUUGAUCAAAUGAUUACUUUUUUCUUACCUUGAAUUCUCAGUAGACUUGUAAUGUUUCACUGUAUCACUAAUUGUAUGAAAAAGUAGUUACAUGUUUAAUUGUUACAGAUAUAAAAUUACCAGCUUCUUUUGCGGGUGUGACAGUGUGCAAGGUUUUGAACAAUGCAAAAUUCUUAAGGCACAGUCCUAUGCAUGUUUAGAGUUGCAAGCCCUGCAAUUCCCAUGCUUGGAACUAUUGGAUUUUUCCCUUCUAAGCACGCAUAGGAUUUUACACUUAAACAAUUAGACCAAUAAUCUCAGAAGACUUGCUGCAACUGCUUUCUGAUUUAACUGACAGCCAUGCUAAAUAGAAAACUAAACUCUAAGUCUUCUGUGUUCACCAUUUAAACUCAAUUUUUUGGAUAUGCCAGGUCUAGGUUUCCUUACAAGGAGACUAUUGAAUAAAUUGAAGAACUUAACAAUGUGUUUUCAAUCAGCAGAGUAAUCGGCAAGGUGCCUAUCAACUGGAAUAGACUUUCAGUGAAGGUUGCUGGUUUGAGCAAGAUGUCCAAAGAGGGAUUGGGCUAGUGUCCAGAUUAUAUACUUGUUAAUAGCAAGAUAAUAGGUUAUAUCUGUUAUAUCUAACAGUACUGACACACAGGGUUCUCAUAAUAAGCUGGUUCUAACAAAAACAAAGUGCAAGCUUCUCACCUUAGCAAAUUUAGCUGUAGCUAAGCAGCCUACUAAUAAGCAAGGUUACAGGGAGGGCUGGCAGAUUCCCUCAGGCAUCACAUCUAGUUGAAAUGUAAGCUAGUUAGAUACUGGAAUGGAGAGCUUGUUAUUAUCUCUGACAGCAAACACCUGCUUGGUGUUUCCUAUGAGGCUGAGUGUAUCGUGAUGUCCAUCUUCCCUAGGCAAGAUGAAGAAUACUGAUAUCCGGGACAUAUGCUAACAUAGCUAACUCCUAAUGGCAGUUUGAGCUUCCAAAUAUAUAACAGGCAAACCAUGGUUUAGACAGUGUGUCUGUUCUUGUUUCCCAUCUGCUCCACAUGCAGCUUUUAAAGCUCACAAGCUCGUUCCUGUCUAUAAUAGAGCUCCUGUCUAGGGAAAGAAAAAUGGCCUUAAGUGGUUUGUUAGCAAAGUCAGACAUGAAGGCAAACUGCAUUCAGCACAAAAUCCAGUUAACAAACCAGCUUCCCAAGGUUGUUUAAUAUACAGCCCAUCACAAGCCAUGAUUUGUUAACCGUUUUCAGUCAUACCCCAAAUUAGCAUUAUGUAUGAGUACUGCUGUAUUUCAAAGCAUUGCACUUGAAAUCUGCUGUUGUUUACCGUCUUGUCAACAGCAAUGUGCCCUGAUGGCAAAAGAAGCUGCUCACAGUUAUACUUGGCACUGAAGAAGAAAACUAAGAGCCAAACCCAAAUUCCUCUAAGAUGAAUAUGAAUAUAUUUUAGUUUUCUUUAGAUUAAAACAUAACACCUACAUAUCUUGACACUCUUUCAGAUGUAUGACUGCUUGUCUGAUUGCAUCUUCUAAGAUUCUUUUAUUCACUUUCCACAUACAUAUAUGUAAGAUUUAUUCUUUGUCACUAAAUAUGGUGGUUUCAAUUUCAGCAAAUUCUCAAUUAUGGCAUUAUUGCUUUAAAACUUUUUAAAGUACAUACUUGGUGGGGUAGGAAGAUGCCUAGUGGGUCAGGUAAUAUUGCAUUUUAUGAAUUGGAUCCAAUAGGCUUACUGAAAUAGGUCCAUUCUAAAUAUGAUUAAGAUAUAGUAAAGUCUAAUAUCAAAAGCCAUUGUAAGGCCUUUGAGAUGUUCUUAUUUGGCUUCUGUACCUUCUGUACUAACUUCUCAAUGGGAUUUUCCUUGACAAAAGCCCAUCUUGAUCAUUGGAUGCUAGUGACAUUCACAAAAAUCUUUCUCUUCCUGACUUUUGUCAGACUUGGGUUCCCCCCCCACCGCAACUUUUUUGGAAAUGGGGGUUAACUUGUAAGGUAGUUAAAUGAUAUGAACAAAUAUGUUAAAAGCAUCCAGAUGGCUCAGUUCAGCCUGUUCUUAAACUAGCUUAGUGGUGUUCUGCAGUUAAUCAAAUUUCUCCUAAGGGCCAGUGUUCUUGAAGAUCCAUUUCCAGCAUGACAAAUUAUCCAGGAGAAAUAAUAUAUGAGCUGGAACACAGUGCAACACCUUCAGCCAUCUGAAGCUGUGGAACAGAAUAUGAACUGUUUCUACCUCCACCUUCUCCCCUUUCAAUCCUACGACCUACCUUCUCUUCAGUAUCCUGCUCUGAAGGAUGUGUUACGAGAACAAGGCAUUGGUAUGGAAGUGGUCCUGGGGAAUGCAGAGCAGUUGGACUAGCAGCGCUCUGGGGAGGGCCAUGUUGACCACUCUCCUGCUGCAGCAGGAAAGCUCCAGGCAUGACACCUCCAAGAGCCUACCCAUCUACUGCCUUGUUCCAAUGGAUCUUCACAGUAAACCCUUGAGUACCCAGUGCUCUGAGCCCUGUUUUGCUGCAGUUUUUGCCACAAGGAGAGUGGUCAGUGCUCAUUUGCAGAGUGGCAUUGCACCUAUGCAUUACUCAGAUUGAGGCCAAUGGCAGGCAGUGAUACCUGUUCUGGAAUGCUCCAACAGCUGCUUUCCUGCUGCCUUUUUUUCUGCAACAGGACCAUGGCCAGCAGAGAUUUUUGAAGUUGUUACCUGCCCUAUGCUCACUUUAGGAGGCACAGAGCACCAGCGGCAUCAGAACCUACACACUCCCAGCAACAGGACACACAGAAUCCACUGCCCUUCCAGAUGUGCCCAUGAGGCAGGUUCACCCCGCCUCGUGGAAGGGCCAGCCCUGUGUAGGAUAUCCCACAUAAAGUGACCAGUCCUUACAAAAAGUCUUAAGAAAGUUAAGCCUGUGACUGGUCUAUACCAGUUCAGACUGCUGGUGGGGACAUGAUGGAAUGGCUUCCCAUGGUAGGAAAAACAAAAACAACCCCUGCACCCCUCCCUAUACAUAAAAGACAGGUCAAAAAGUGGACUUUUAGAACAUUUGCCCCAGAUAUUAGUAUUCCACAAGCUAAACUUUUAUUUUUAACGUCAUUCCCUACCUGCAGUCCAACAUAAAGCCUGAAUUCACAUAAUGACUCACAGGCACCUUCCUGAGAAUGCAAGUCAUAACCGCAGCUUAUUGUACUAUCUGAACACAAUGGUGAUGAGUUACGUGUGGGUUAAAUAACCCUCACAUAACUCUAAAACAUGCCACAGGUUCUGUGAGCAUGUUUAACCAUUGUGUAAGUCACCCCUGCUGGUUUUGGAUGACAUUUUGAGUAUUUUAAACAGCAGCCUAUUCACACCUCAGCCCACCAUAGAUUAAAUAAGCAACAGUGGGCUGUUUGAACAUGCAAACAGCCCAUAGGCUUACUACCUCAGCCGCAGUUGGUGAGAACUAGACUUUAUGGUAUUUCUAUGUAGGAAAAAAAUAUUUACAUGUACACACUACCAUAUGUAAACAGCAUAUACAUCUAUUUUACCUUGUAUACACUAGUUUGGGAAGUUACGGCCAGACAGCUUUCUGGAGCACUGCAUGUACAUGCAAUGAAGCAGGUGUCCUUUUCAAACAUAUGAUCAUAGGCACUUUUCUUAAAUUUGAGUAAUGCUGUGGAAAGUAAAACUAAACUAAAAGUGAGGAGAAAUAAUAUCAUCUGCCAGUACUCUGUCUUGCACCAGGUUUGGCCAAAAGGACACCACCAAACCAAGGUAUGUCUAGGAUUGCUGCAUGUUGGUGAAGAAGGACCAUAGGGAAGAAGAAAGAGGAUUACAUACAGCUUCACGGGCCACUGUUCUUAACUAAUAUUCUGGUCCAAGAAAUGCGUAGAACACAAGAAGGAACAUUUGGCAACUGUCAGUCUUUAUUGUGGCUAUCUCAUUCUUUGAAAACUAUUGGCUUAGAAGACUUGAGUGAUCUAAUUUAGUGUCUGGUGCAAAAACUUAGUCUCUAUUGAUUGAUCCAGCAACCAGAGGAAUCAUGUGCAUAAAUUGCUGCAAAGAUGCCUCACAGCAGGGCUUUGCCUUGGAUAUUGACAUCUCAUGAAUCACUGAUGAAAAUAAAGCAUUCUCCCUACCCCACCCCCAUGCACAUGCAAUAAAAAUGUUCUCAUCUGAAAACCACAGAUGUGGAGGAAUCUAUUAGUCUUGUCCUUUUGUUACAUGCUUGUGAUGAUAACACUGCUGUUAACCUUACUAUCCUAGUUCUUAGCUAUGUAUAUUGUACAGAUGAUGAGAAUGGAGAGGAUCUCCAGACUACUGCAGUGAUUCCUAAAUGGUGGUCCAGAGUAUAACUGGGCUAUGGCAAUGGGGUGGGGGAGGUUAGCAAAGAACCAGAAAAAAAUGAAUGUAAAGGCUUGGGAAGAAAUUUGUAAAUUGGAAUCAUUUUAUUGGGAUGAACUCAUGAUGAUUGAGGCUGCAAACCUAUAGUUAAUAGGGAAUAAAUUAAAUUGAAUAUAGAUUUGCUUUUGAAGAUUGCACUGUUAGUUUAAAACAUUUGGGAAAUACUGCAUGAUUGCUUCCUUCUCAUCUGAGUCUUAUUUUUCUAAACAGACAUUGGCCUUCAUUUGGAAAGUUUCCUUAAUAUACUACUUUUCUCAGUGGAAGUUUUACACACUGCAAAAUGUGAUGGUUCUAUCUGUCAUUUCACUUGCCAGCAUACAUUCCCUAGUCACCUGUAGCACUUUUUGAAAUAAAGUUUCUGGUUGAAACACAGAG
Molecule: messenger RNA, 12319 nt
Organism: Varanus komodoensis (Komodo dragon)
Lineage: Eukaryota; Metazoa; Chordata; Lepidosauria; Squamata; Varanidae
Gene: PODXL2
Product: podocalyxin like 2
Exons: 8
Coding region: 629-2578 (649 amino acids)
Source: RefSeq, a predicted model, not a curated record